AUGGUCUCGCAUACAAACCGCCUCUACCUGCGUCGUCUCCUCCGCUCACGCUUCCCCAAGAUCAUUCUUGUCCUCGUUAUCAUCAUAAACAUCCUCGACGUCCUCCGCAUCCACAAAAACCUUCUCGAUGCCGACCGCACGCCCGCUCCUAAGCUCUCGCAGCCCCCCGAGCGCAUCUACAUCGCCAGCAUGCACUUCAACAACGAGCGCGUGAUAAGGGACCACUGGGGUCCUGCGGUGAUUGAGAUUUCAAAGAUGUUUGGCAAGGAAAACGUAUUUGUUAGUGUGUUCGAGAGCGGCAGCUGGGAUAAGACGAAACGAGAGCUGCACAAGAUGGCGCAGGAGCUCGAGAGAUUGGGGGUCCCACACCGCGUGGAGAUGUCGGAUGCGACACACAAGGAUGAGAUUGAGAAUCCGGACAAAGGAGAGGGCUGGAUCGACACACCCAGAGGGAAGCGCGAGUUGAGGAGGAUACCGUUUCUCGCCAAGUUGCGGAACAGGACGUUGCAGGACUUGAUUGACCUGAAUAAGAAAGGCGAGCGCUUUGAUAAGGUUCUCUUUCUGAACGAUGUCGUUUUUACGACAGAAGAUGUACUCAAGCUUCUAAGCACUAAUGGCGGCGAGUAUGCAGCAGCUUGUUCGCUCGACUUUUCCAAACCACCAGAGUACUACGACACGUUUGCGCUGAGAGACACCAGUGGACAGGCUCACGCGAUGCAUUCGUGGCCGUACUUCAAAUCAAGCGUCUCGAGAAAUGCGCUUGUUAACCAUUUGGAUGCUGUACCCGUGGCGAGCUGCUGGAAUGGAAUUGUUGCCAUGCCUACAGAACCGUUUAUCUCAUCCUCAAAACUCCGCUUCCGCGGCAUACCAGACUCUCUAGCAGAACACCACCUCGAAGGCUGCGAAUGCUGUCUUAUCCACGCUGACAACCCACUCUCCAAAACACGCGGCGUCUAUCUCAACCCGCAUGUGCGCGUGGGAUACAACCUGGCCGCCUACCAAACCGUGCACCCGGAGCAGGGCGCCUGGGUGUCUACGUGGCAGAUCUUCUCGGGCCUCUGGAUCAACCGGAUCAUGCGGUGGGUGUCGGCGCCGUUCGACUCAUGGAUGGUGAGGAGACGUGUGGCGGCGUGGGAGAAGGAGGGUAUGGGUAGGAGAGAGCCCGGCGAGUUUUGUCUGAUAAAUGAGAUGCAGGUUCUUGUUGAGCGAGGAUGGGCACAUGUUUAG
This is a messenger RNA of Fusarium sp. VM40, 1227 nucleotides long. The record is from the annotation of a GenBank genome assembly. NCBI's taxonomy places the organism in Eukaryota, Fungi, Ascomycota, Sordariomycetes, Hypocreales, Nectriaceae.